CGUGGGCUUGAACGCAUCCGGAGCUGGUCACUUAGCCAACGAGUUGAGGGUGGAACCGAGCUGAAUCGGGACACACGGUCACAAAACCCACUCCAGGCACCGGAAACGUCAUUUAAAAUGCGACCACUUCGCUAAAGUUAAAGUGUUGUGUUGAAGUUGUGACGUUGAGCCGAGUGACGGGGCGGGGGUGGGGGAGGAAGAGGACGAAGAAGAAGAAGAACCCGAGACCAGAGCACUUCUGGUGUAAUUGAACUGCCCGCUGAACAGCCAGGAAGCCAGCUGGGGCACCAGCAACAGCGUCUAUGAUGGCCUCGCUCGCGGACGGCGGCAGCGGAGGUAUCCCCGCCCUCGGCUCGGAGCUGCCGGCCAUGUUCGACGGCGUGAAGAUGGCGGCGGUGGCCACCGUCCUCUACGUCAUCGUGCGCUGUCUCAACCUCAAGAGUCCCCCGUCGCCCCCGGAGGUCAGCCACCAGGACACGCCACUCACCCGCUACCUGCUUAAAUGCUGCCCCUUGUUGACCAAAGAAUACAUUCCCCCCCUGCUGUGGGGGAAGAGCGGUCACAUCCAGACGGCGCUGUACGGCAAGGUGGGCCGCGUGUGCACCCCGACGCCCCGCGGGAUCCGCAAGCUUCUCCCCAUGCACGACGGGGCCACGGCCAGCUUUGACCUCUUUGAGGCGCUGGUCGACCACUGCACUGGAGAUGACAUCACCAUGGUCAUCUGCCCCGGCAUCGGUAACCAUAGUGAGAAGAACUACAUCCGCACGUUCGUGGAUCACUCCCAGCGGCAGGGCUACCGCUGCGCCGUCCUCAACCACUUGGGAGCCUUGCCCGACAUGGAGCUGACGUCACCGCGCAUGUUCACCUACGGUUGCACAUGGGAGUUUGCGGCCAUGGUGAGCUACGUGAAGCAAGUACUCCCCCGCACGCUGCUGGUGGUGGUGGGCUUCAGUCUGGGGGGCAACAUCGUAUGUAAAUUCCUGGGCGAGAACCCAUCUAAUCAGGAGCGAGUGCUAUGCUGCGUCAGCGUCUGCCAGGGUUACAGCGCCCUCAGAGCACAGGAAACGUUCCUUCAGUGGGAUCAAUGUCGACGACUUUACAACUUUGUCCUGGCUGAAAACAUGAAGAAGCUCAUCUUGUCGCACAGGAACAGCUUGCUCGGCGUGGCCUCGAGCAACAUCAGUGACGCUGACCUGAGCCGACUGUGCGCCGCCACGUCUCUCAUGCAGAUUGACGACAGCAUCAUGAGAAAGUUCCACGGGUACAGUUCUCUGGAGGAGUACUACAAGCAGGAGAGCUGCGUGCGCUACAUGCACAAGGUCACCGUGCCGCUCCUGCUGAUGAACUCUUCCGACGACCCACUUGUGCAUCGCUCCCUGCUCGCCAUCCCACGUACACUCUCAGAGAAGAUGCCCAACGUGAUCUUCGCCCUCACUCAACACGGCGGCCACCUGGGCUUCUUCGAGGGGGCCGUGCUGUUCCCUCAGCCCCUAACGUGGAUGGACAAGGUCAUCGUGGAGUUCGCCGACGCCAUCUGCCUUUGGGAGAGUGGCCGUCCACCCUGCUUCGCAAAAAGCCAGCCCGACCUCAGUCAGGGGCGACCGCCCUCCUCCUGGCCCUCGGUUUCUGCAUUAUUUCAGUGCGACUGGUUAUAGUAGGAAACCCCGAUGCGUUUUAGCACAGUGGAAAUCCAUCCAUUUGUUCUAGUGUGUAUCCUCGUCAUGGUUACGGGUGAGCUGAAGCCUAUCAUAGCUGAUUUUAAGCGAAUGGCGGUGUACACCAUGGACUGGUCGAUCGUAGGGCACAUACAGUGGGUAUAAAAGGUCAACACACCCCUGUUCAAUUGCCAGGUUUAUGUGAUACUAAAAAAUGAGUCCAAGACAAAUAAUUUCAAAACUUUUUCCACCGUUGUCCACACCUGCCACCAUUUAAAGUGCCUCUGAUUAGCAUCAAAUAUAGUUUAACUCUUCUUGGAGGCUUUUCAUUGACAUUUUUCUUUUGCGUUCUAGCAGAAACCUGAAGGUUUUAUACUAACACUAACUGCUUAUUUGAACUGAUCAUAAUUCUUUCCACCUUGUAUAAGCCCCCAGGUCCAGCUCUGUAUUUUUUUAUAUGUAUAAAAAAAAAAAAAAAAAAAAAACUUGCAUUUGAACAUGGGUGUGUAGACUUUUUAUAUUCACUGUACAGUAACAGAGGCCGGGCCCUGCCAGGGCCUUGACACCAAUUCCUAUUUGGAUAGGCUUUGGCACCAACUUGUGGGAUCUGAAGGCAUUAUGGAAAAAGCACACAAAAAAACACAAAUAGCUGAAUUUAUUAAGGGUGAAGCGUGAAUAUACAGAGGUUUUACUUAAACGGCAAAUUUAAAAAAGACUGCAACCAGGUUUAAUGGUAAAAAUGUCAAAACAAUAAAAGUUAACGAAGGAUUAGUACAAAUUGUCAUAAAUGUACCUCACUUUUUUUUUUUGUUAACCCUGAACCAAAGUCAGCUGGGAAAGGCUCCCCUGAGCGGGAUAAUAUGGAUGAAUGAAUGAAUCCUUUAAUGCGUGCUGCACUGAGGUCUGAAAAUUUAGUAUUAUCUUUUUUCCAACUGUGAGACCUCAGGGUGGCUUGUUGGUCCCACUGUACCUUUGCUGUCUACUGUCUGUGAUUUGUUUUUUUUAACUGUUGCUGCAGAUUCCUGAUGAUUAAGUUUCUGAAUAUGAUGAAGUUUACAGAGGAGAUUUAUGGCGUUUAUAAAUUGUUGAUGCUGUUACGUGGCCUUGCACUACUUUUGAAUACGGUGGAAACUGGAUUGGGUAUUUAUUGCAGGACAACAUAUUGACUAUGCACUUUAGAGUCUUUCUGUGACUGUUUUUACUUUUUCAACUGUUCAUGAUCUUCAUAAUAAACUACUUGAUCUAC
Phyllopteryx taeniolatus (common seadragon) is the source of this 2901-nucleotide messenger RNA. Its product is annotated as monoacylglycerol lipase ABHD2-like. Gene Ontology annotation, biological process: steroid hormone receptor signaling pathway; sperm capacitation; medium-chain fatty acid biosynthetic process. The record is from RefSeq and is a predicted model, not a curated record. The coding region runs from base 303 to 1655 and encodes 450 amino acids. The transcript is spliced from 10 exons. Gene Ontology annotation, cellular component: sperm plasma membrane; sperm flagellum. Gene Ontology annotation, molecular function: monoacylglycerol lipase activity; acetylesterase activity. NCBI's taxonomy places the organism in Eukaryota, Metazoa, Chordata, Actinopteri, Syngnathiformes, Syngnathidae.